Messenger RNA from Trichomycterus rosablanca, 2982 nucleotides. RefSeq names its product Sp3b transcription factor (gene sp3b). The transcript is spliced from 7 exons. Gene Ontology annotation, biological process: regulation of transcription by RNA polymerase II. Lineage: Eukaryota; Metazoa; Chordata; Actinopteri; Siluriformes; Trichomycteridae. Gene Ontology annotation, molecular function: RNA polymerase II cis-regulatory region sequence-specific DNA binding; DNA-binding transcription factor activity, RNA polymerase II-specific. The coding region runs from base 1 to 2118 and encodes 705 amino acids. The record is from RefSeq and is a predicted model, not a curated record.
AUGAUCAAAAAUCAAGAGAAUAAAAAAAUCGAGCGAACCUCCGAGCUCAGCCCGCCUUUGAUUAAACUAUCAUGUUCCGAGUUCAAUGAUCCGAUAACCUUCUUAUUUUACCCGCUUUCGCGCUAUGACUGGUACGUAAAACUUAACAGAUCGAAGCUCAGCACGACCGCUCCGGAUCAGGCAGCGCAGCGGCAGCAGCAGGACGACAUGGCUGCUCUGGACGCGGACGGUCAGAGGGCGUUAAUGCAGCGCGGCACCGGAGCACUAAAUCAGGAGCAGCCGGCAACAAACCUGACGUCCAUCCAGCUCACAGGCUCGUCCGACCGCUGGGAAGUGCUUACCCCGGUUUCAACGGGUAAACAAAACUCGGGUGUAGUGCAGUUAUCCAGUGGGGGACUUGUUGGCACCAAUGGGCAGUAUGUGCUGCCACUGCAGACUGUGUCAGGCCAGACCCAGUCUGUUUUUGUCACUGCCGGGACAGAUGGUACCAGUGCCAACGGAGUCCAGUAUCAGGUCAUCCCACAGCUCCAGGGCACAGAUGCGGCAUCACUAGGUUAUGCCACACACGCUGCAGACGGAGCCUCACUGGAUUCGAACAUUGCCAUACUGCCUGAUGGCAUGCAGGGCCUUUCCUCAGCCACCAACACCAGUGAUCUUCAGAGUUUGCUGGCCCAGACUGGACAGUUGCAGCAGAUCUCCAGCGUCUCAUUGACUGGAGGUGGGUUCGGAGGCCAGGGCCAGGUGGUGGCAAACAUGCCAGUAGGUUUACCUGGAAACAUCACAUUUGUGCCUCUUAACAGCCUGACAAAUGCUGACCUGGAAUCUCUAGGGCUGGCUGGCGCUCAGACCAUUGCCACAGGUAUCACAGCUGAUGGGCAGCUCAUCAUGGCUGGCGACAACAAUGCCCACACUGCUAGCAAUGCCAACACCUUUGUGCCAACAACCUUAGCUUCCUUUGCCACGUCGCUCCCCGAGACGAUAGACGGCACGGGGGUUCUGACUCAAGCCACAGCUGUUUCGGCCGGCCAACAGGACCCGUCUUUUUUGCAGCAGAACCAUGUUCCUACGUCUGUGCCAGCCUCUGUGCCCACAACCACCGAGCCUAUGGUUCAACUGGUGCCUGCACCAACAGCUGAUGGUGCUGCACAGACUCUGCAGAAUGUGCAGUUACUAAACGCUGGCACCUUCCUCAUCCAGGCACAAACUGUCUCACCUACAGGUCAAAUCCAGUGGCAGACCUUUCAGGUCCAGGGUGUACAGAACCUGCAAAACUUGCAACUGUCCAGUGUCGGUGGGGUCGCGCAGCCACAGAUCACUAUUGCCCCCAUGCAGACACUGUCGCUCGGGCAGUCAGGUUCCAACGUGCACGCUGGACACAUCCCCAACCUCCAGACGGUCACAGUCAACUCAGUCGCACAGUAUCAGCAAGAAGAGAACACAGAAAAUUCCUCAGGCAUUCGUAUCAAGGAGGAACCAGACUCUGAUGACUGGCCGCUGAGCAGAGACUCCACCUUGAACACCAGCGACCUGUCACACCUUCGGGCGCAAAUGCUAGAGGAAGACCCUGAGGGUAUGGGACAGGCUGGCAAGAGGCUACGUCGUGUGGCUUGCACAUGUCCCAACUGCAAAGAGGCUGGCGGAAGAGGCUCAGGUAUGGGCAAGAAGAAGCAGCAUAUUUGUCACAUCCCCGGCUGUGGAAAGGUGUACGGGAAAACAUCUCACCUACGCGCUCACCUGCGCUGGCACUCGGGUGAGAGGCCUUUCGUCUGCUCGUGGAGCUUCUGCGGCAAGAGAUUCACACGCAGCGAUGAGCUGCAGCGCCAUCGCAGAACACACACAGGGGAGAAGAAGUUUGUGUGUUCUCUGUGCUCGAAGCGCUUUAUGCGCAGUGACCAUUUGGCCAAACACAUUAAAACUCAUAUGAAUAAAAAAGGGCUAAACACUGCCCCUGUGGCAGAGCAGAUGGAGGCCAACGCCCCCUCGGACAGCAUCAUCACAGGGGGCGGGACCACGCUCAUCUUGACCAAUGUGCAGCAGUCUGGCACCCAGGAGCUCCUGUCAAACUCUGACCUCCCACUUCAGCUGGUCACUGUGUCUACCAAUGAGGUCAUGGAGUGACCUAAAGAGCUGCCCAAGUUCACAGCUUUUCACUAUCAAUUUUUAUAUAUAUGAUAUAAAUAUAUAUAUAAAUAUAUAUUUUAAAAAUGAACGAUCAUUUAUGUUCUGUAGCAGUCUUUUGUACAAACAGGACAAAAACAGGGGCAAGGACAUUGUGUGAUUUUAGACACACACACACUUAUAUAUGCAUAUACAGUAUACUCAAACACACACUAACACGAAAAUGCCUUAUUUUGUAUCAUACUCUAGUAUAUGAUGCUGGACUUGCAUGUAUUUGUACUUUCUCUUAUUGAAACGUUCAGGCAGUGAUAAUGUGAGUGUGUAUGAAAGUUAUGGUACAGGGAUAUUGCAGUGUGUCUGUGUGUGCAUGCGUGUUGUUGAGUUUGUGUGAAUUUUGGCAGCAGGAGAGGGAAGUGAUAUCCUCAGAGGGAGCCAUACUCAUGAUCUGUCCAUUUUUAUCCCUCCCUGUCAUCCACCCCUCUCUCCGCGGGCCACGGUCCAAAUGUGUUCUUUAUUUUGUAUUGUUUCGUUUCAUGUAUUCCUAUACAGCUUUUGUGCUUAUUUUUGCCCUCUGUAUCAUGGUUGAGGGAUUUUUUUUGUUUUUCCAUCGUCCAAAUGCAACUUGAAACAAUCGUAUAAUGUAAUGUUUAUUUUUUGUAUUUUUUUUUCUUCCUAUGUGCUUGAUUUUUAUUUUUUUUCCCUUCCUGGCUCCAAGCUGCUUUAUGUAGUUAAUCUUAUAUAUGAUUCAGUUGUAUCACAUUCUUUAUUUUAAUUACUUUUUUAUUGUGUAAAAUUGUGUUACUUUUGUACAACUUUUCUUUUUCAAAUGGAACACAAUUAAAAUCAAAAUCCUUCCUUUAAUAA